CAGGAGCCUGUCGGAGGAAGAGGAAGAAGGGGGUGGAGAGUGUAGGGGACCGGGCUAGGGGGUGGAAGCCCGAGACCGAGCGGGGCGGAGAAGAGAAGGCGCCCAGCCCCUCCCCCGCCCGCUGCCAACCAGCCCCGGCAGCGCCUCUGUUUCCCGGACCGGCGCUCCGCCCGCCCUAGCGGCCAUGCCGGGGCCUCGCUGCCCCUAAGGGAACCUUUCCCUGCCGGUGCUUGCCCUUCCCCUCCUGCCCGGGGUCGCAGCGGCCCGGCCUCCCGCCGGCGCCCCCUCCUCGCAGCCGCGUUGCCGCCCCCGUCUCGCUCUCCCCACCCAGUGCAGUGGCCGCCGCCUCUUCCGCCGCCGGGCUCCGAGCCUCCGCACCGACAACAUGGAGGCUGUGAAAACCUUCAAUAGCGAGGAUUGUGCCUCUCUACUCCUGCUUGUACAGACUGCUUUUCCAGCAGCAUGGACACAAGAAGCAUAUUGUAUUCCCUGAAUGACUACAAGCCACCCAUUUCUAAAGCGAAAAUGACCCAAAUUACUAAAGCAGCCAUCAAAGCUAUUAAGUUUUAUAAACAUGUGGUACAGAGUGUUGAGAAAUUCAUUCAGAAAUGUAAACCAGAAUACAAGGUACCUGGACUUUACGUUAUUGACUCUAUUGUACGACAAUCUCGACAUCAGUUUGGUCAAGAAAAGGAUGUGUUCGCACCCAGAUUUAGUAAUAACAUCAUUAGCACUUUCCAGAAUUUAUAUCGUUGCCCUGGAGACGACAAGAGUAAAAUAGUGAGAGUAUUAAACUUAUGGCAGAAGAAUAAUGUAUUUAAAAGUGAGAUUAUUCAACCUCUUUUGGAUAUGGCAGCAGGGAUUCCUCCUCCAGUUGUCACACCUGUUUUGGCCAGUACUACUGCUGCUAUGAGCAAUACCCCAGGAACUCCUGUGACACCUGUUACUCCAGCCAAUGUGGUCCAAGGUUUACCUGAUCCGUGGGUGUCUCAGAUAACAAAUACAGAUACACUUGCAGCUGUAGCUCAGAUCUUACAAAGUCCUCAAGGCCAACAGCUUCAGCAGUUAAUACAGACUUUACAGAUACAGCAGCAGAAGCCUCAGCCUUCCAUCUUGCAAGCCCUGGAUGCCGGCCUUGUGGUCCAGCUGCAGGCUCUUACAGCACAGCUCACAGCAGCGGCUGCAGCAGCCAGCACCCUUAAUCCCCUAGAACAGGGAGUGUCUUUUAACAAGAAGUUGAUGGAUAGGUUUGAUUUUGGGGAAGAUUCUGAGCAUAGUGAAGAGCCCAAAAAGGAAAUUCCAGCUUCUCAACUUUCUCAUGUUUCAGAAUCUGUGAACAAUUCCAUCUUUCAUCAGAUAGCAGAACAGCUACAGCAGCAAAAUCUUGAACAUCUCAGACAGCAACUCCUGGAACAGCAACAGCCUCAAAAGGCAACUCCUCAGGAUAGUCAAGAAGGAACAUUUGGGUCAGAGCAUUCUGUGUCACCAUCACAAGGGAGCAGUCAACAGCAUUUCCUUGAACCUGAAGCAAAUUUGGAUGAUUCCAUAGAUAUUCAGCAACAGGAUAUGGAUAUAGAUGAAGGGCAAGAUGGAGUAGAAGAGGAGAUCUUUGAACAGGAAGCAAAGAAAGUGGCUGUUCGCUCCAGAUCAAGAACGCAUUCACGAUCCCGUUCAAGGUCACCAAGAAAACGAAGGUCUAGGUCACGGUCUGGUUCUCGAAAGCGUAAACACAGAAAGCGAUCACGCUCUCGCUCUAGAGAAAGAAAAAGGAAAUCAUCACGUUCAUACUCAAGUGAAAGAAGAGCUAGAGAAAGGGAGAAAGAACGACAGAAGAAGGGAUUGCCUCCAAUUAGAUCUAAAACAUUAAGUGUAUGUAGUACUACUCUGUGGGUUGGCCAGGUAGACAAGAAGGCAACACAGCAAGAUUUAACCAACCUCUUUGAAGAGUUUGGACAGAUUGAAUCCAUUAAUAUGAUUCCUCCCAGGGGCUGUGCUUAUGUCUGCAUGGUUCAUCGACAAGAUGCAUUUCGGGCUCUUCAGAAACUUAGUUCCGGGUCAUAUAAAAUUGGGUCCAAGGUCAUUAAGAUUGCUUGGGCUUUAAACAAAGGUGUAAAAACAGAAUACAAACAAUUCUGGGAUGUGGAUCUUGGAGUAACAUAUAUACCAUGGGAAAAAGUUAAAGUGGAUGACUUGGAAGGUUUUGCAGAAGGAGGCAUGAUUGAUCAGGAAACUGUAAAUACUGAGUGGGAAAGUGUGAAAAGCUCAGAACCCGUUAAAGAGACGGUCCAGACAACUCAGAGCCCACCUCCAGUUGAAAAGGAGACAGUGGUCACAACCCAGGCAGAGGUUUUCCCUCCACCUGUUGCUAUGUUACAGAUUCCAGUAGCUCCAGCAGUGCCUACAGUUAGUUUAGUCCCACCAGCAUUUCCUGUGUCAAUGCCAGUUCCUCCUCCUGGAUUCAGUCCAAUUCCUCCACCGCCUUUUCUCCGCGCAAGUUUUAACCCUUCACAACCACCUCCUGGUUUCAUGCCACCUCCAGUUCCACCACCUGUUGUACCACCACCUACUAUUCCACCAGUAGUACCAACAUCUUUAGUGCAGCCGCCAUUAUCUAUGACUCCAGAAACUGUGAAAGAUGUUGGAUUUGGUAGCCUUGUUUUGCCAGGUGGUUCUGUUGCCAGCAGUCUUGCUACUUCCACUCUGCCAGCUGGAAGUGUUUUUAAUCCUCCAACUAAACAAGCAGAGCCUGAAGAAAAAGUACCUCAUCUUAUAGACCACCAGAUUUCUUCUGGUGAAAACACCAGAUCAGUGAUUCCAAAUGAUGUUUCAGGUGGCUCUGCAAUUUUAGGAGGACAGCCGCCAAAUGUGACGAACAAUUCUGGAAUUCUGGGAGUCCAAAGACCAAAUGUAUCAAGUAAUAAUGAAAUUCUUGGAGUCCAGCCAUCUAAUGUUUCCAAUAGUUCUGGGAUUAUUGGAGCCCAGCCACCAAAUAUUCUAAGUAACUCUGGAAUUUUGGGAAUACAGCCACCAACUGUGUCAAGUAGUUCUGGACUUCUGGGCAUGCUACCCCCAAAUAUACCUAACAAUUCUGGACUUAUGGGAGUACAGCCACCCAGUGUUCCAAAUACUUCUGGACUUUUGGGAACACAGCCACCAGCUGGGCCUCAAAAUUUACCCCCUUUAAAUCUUUCUAAUCAAAGGAUGCCUGCAAUGCCAAUGUUAGACAUUCGUCCAGGACUAAUACCACAGACACCUGGACCAAGAUUCCCUUUAAUGCAGCCUGGAAUUCCACCUCAGCGGGGACUCCCUCCCCCAGCGGUGCUUGAUUCAGCUCUUCAUCCACCACCCCGUGGUCCUUUUGCUCCAGGAGAUAUUUUUAGUCCACCUGAAAGACCUUUUCUAGUUCCUGGAAGACAAAGUGUAGACAACGUUGCUAAUCCAGAAAAAAGGAUACCACUUGGGAAUGAUAACAUUCAACAGGAAGGAGAUAGAGAUUACCGGUUUCCUCCCAUAGAAACCAGGGAAACCAUUAGUAGACCUCCCCCGGUGGAUGUUAGGGAUGUGGUUGGACGGCCUGUAGAUCCAAGAGAAGGUCCUGGAAGGCCUCCGUUAGACGGUAGAGAUCACUUUGGACGACCUCCUGUAGAUAUUAGAGAGAAUCUUGUGAGGCCAGGCAUAGAUCAUCUUGGUCGAAGAGACCACUUUGGCUUUACUCAAGAGAAGCCCUGGGGGCAUAGAGAUUUUGACGAGAGAGAGCAUCGGGUUCUGCCUGUCUAUGGUGGUCCAAAAGGCUUACAUGAAGAAAGAGGUAGAUUUCGGUCUGGAAACUAUCGGUUUGAUCCUAGAAGUGGUCCUUGGAACAGAGGAUUUGGACAAGAAGUUCACAGAGAUUUUGAUGACCGCAGAAGACCCUGGGAGAGGCAAAGGGAUAGGGAUGACAGAGAUUUUGAUUUCUGCAGAGAAAUUAAUGGAAGUCGUUUUGGACGAGAUAGAAUUCAAAACACUUGGGUCCCCCCUCCUCAUGCUCGGGUUUUUGAUUUUUUUGAAGGGGCCACUUCUCAGCGAAAAGGUGAUAAUGUGCCUCAGGUUAAUGGUGAAAAUACCGAGAGACAUGCUCAGCCACCACCUUUACCAGCACAGAGUGAUCCUGAACUUUAUGAAAAACUGACAUCUUCAAGUGAAAUAAACAAGGAGAAGAGUGACACAGUUGCUGAUAUAGAGAGUGAACCAGUGGUAGAAAGCACAGAAACUGAGGGGACAUAAUCAUCACUCAGUAGGACAGAAUGACUCGGAAGAUAAUGGAGCUUCGAAGCCUAGCAGAAUAUGAAGUCCUUCCUCUGCAUGGAUCUCGUUUAAAUUUAAGAGUGGCCAGGGCUGUAUUAACAUGAAUUCAGACAUCGGUGCGUCAAAGAGCAGUCAAGACCCCCAACGCUGGGCAGCGCCCACACUGUGCCACUUAUUGUGUAUUUUUCCUGUUUGAAAAUAUACUGAAGUAAAAGGAAGCAUCAGGAUAAGAGAAAUCCCGCAGCUGUUUUUAGCUUGUGAAACACUUAGAUAGAGCUUACUGUGUGCUUUACAAAUACAGACUCGUUUGAUCCCCCUACGAUUCCGUCAGGUAAAACCUAUUAUUAUCCUCAUUUUACACAGGAGGCGACGGCGACGCGGAGGGGUAAGUCAUUUCCUGGGGUCGCCAGGCUAGUGUAAGAAGGGGACGCUUCUCCUCCCAUUAUGUCUCUAUCCACUUUCCUUGAAAAUGUCUGCCAGUCAGAGCUUUGUGGACGUUUUCAGUGUGACCACAUCUGGGAUGAUGGAGGGCGAUCUGGCCAAAAAAGGAAGUGGAUUGAAUUUUUAGGGAAGGGGAGCCUCUGUGGACCAUGUACCAUCUUCUGGCAGGCAGAGGGUGAGGGCAAGAGUUGGCAUCCCUGAAGAGUUCUGACAGCCUUCUUUAUCUCCAACCGCAGGGGAAGAAGCCGAGGAGCCUGAGACGGUGAGGCGGUUAUUGGUCCCCAGCUCCCGGAUGACAGAGGAGAGGAGAAAGGAGAUUUUCAGAACCCAGUUAUGUUAGACAUAUUAACAGAGGAAUCUAACGUGACAGAAGGAAAAAAAAAGAGGAGAUUCUUGCCCCCGAGGGCAAAGCGUUUAGUUGCCACAUCACUGAACUGGGCUUUGCAAAAGGAGCUGGUAGACGGAUGCGCUAACAGCAGGUCUCCACCGCUGCCUGUCAAUCACCCCUCUGUUCAGCUUGCCCCUGGGAUGAUGCUGGGGAGACACAGAAGCACCUCGAGCACUUCCUCGGGAUGGCUUGUUUCUCAUGACCUCAUCACAGUGAAAAGAAGAUGGAUUUCUCAACCACUUCCUCCUGCAGUAGGACUUUGAAAAGUGCCGUGAAGUAGAUGGAGCAAGCUCCUGAAACAGCCGCUAAAAGAACCGUUUGUUUUCCGCCAAUGAUCUUCAGAAAGGAGAGAUGCAGCCUCCCUUGAAAAGGCUAUCCUCUGACUUCUCCAAAGUUAGCCUGACCCACUGGCAGAGAUGCCUGCCUACACUGGGGAGACGCUGGGCUGGAGUCAGUGUGGUCUUUGUCUGUUUACUGGAUCCUGGGGCACUGGGAGGGAGGCUGCAUGGAGCCUGUUAGUUCGGGGCCUGAAGUAAUAGGAAAGCACUUAGUGGAAGUAACCAGCGCUGGGAUCCUCCUUCUUGCCCCCAAACAAGCUGUAAAAGUGAAUUUGAGCUCCGUGGAGACAGGUAUUAAAUGCAGUCAUUUUUUUUUUAACAUCUUU
This is a messenger RNA of Aethalodelphis obliquidens (Pacific white-sided dolphin), 5777 nucleotides long. It is a transcript of the gene SCAF8, whose product is annotated as SR-related CTD associated factor 8. Bases 463 to 4263 code for a protein of 1266 amino acids. The transcript is spliced from 25 exons. Gene Ontology annotation, molecular function: RNA binding. The record is from RefSeq and is a predicted model, not a curated record. Gene Ontology annotation, cellular component: nucleus. NCBI's taxonomy places the organism in Eukaryota, Metazoa, Chordata, Mammalia, Artiodactyla, Delphinidae.